This is a messenger RNA of Anastrepha ludens (Mexican fruit fly), 351 nucleotides long. Its product is annotated as boophilin-G2-like. Bases 2 to 271 code for a protein of 89 amino acids. The transcript is spliced from 2 exons. Gene Ontology annotation, molecular function: serine-type endopeptidase inhibitor activity. The record is from RefSeq and is a predicted model, not a curated record. NCBI's taxonomy places the organism in Eukaryota, Metazoa, Arthropoda, Insecta, Diptera, Tephritidae.
GAUGAAGUUCCUCGCUUGCUUUUUGAUCUUAGCAGCUUGCGUUUUUUUUGAGCAAACUGCAGCUCAGUGCCGGAGUCAACCACCACGCACCGCAUGUAGUGGGGGCCGUGAUAGCGGAGUUGGUGGCAGACAAUGUGUACCUGGCAAAAGAUGGUUUUUCAGCCCGGCGGCUAGAUUAUGUUUUAGUUUUGACUAUCUGGGUUGUGGUGGUAAUGAUAACCGUUACUGCUCAUUUUCAGACUGCCAGUCCGCUUGUGGACGGCGUGGUUAAUUGUUAAUUUAAUUGAGUUUGAAAUUUAAAGAGAAAAUUUGUGUAAGAGUCACCCAAUUUGAAAAGUUCAAUGGCUGAAA